Messenger RNA from Cimex lectularius (bed bug), 3874 nucleotides. Its product is annotated as tudor domain-containing protein 7A-like. Gene Ontology annotation, biological process: spermatogenesis. The transcript has 22 exons. NCBI's taxonomy places the organism in Eukaryota, Metazoa, Arthropoda, Insecta, Hemiptera, Cimicidae. The record is from RefSeq and is a predicted model, not a curated record. The coding region runs from base 105 to 3380 and encodes 1091 amino acids.
CCGAAUUUCUUUAAUCCCUAAUUUCCACUUUUUACUGAGGUAGCAAUUUUAAAGUGAGAGUCGGACUCGAUAGUGUUGUCAUUCUGUUCAAAUAGUUUCAGAAAAUGUCGGAAGAGGAGAAAUUCAGAGAUCGUGUCAUCUCGAAUCUCAGGGCUUGCCUCAUUUCAGCCCAAGGAGGGAUCCUAAGCUCAAGACUGAAUAGUGAUUAUCAGCAGCUUCUCGGGGAAAAUAUCCCUUAUAAACAAUUGGGCUUCAAAAGCUUGGAAAGUUUUUUAGAGUCUCUCCCUGACAUUUCGAUCAGACAUAAAAAUGGGGAAAUGUUCGUUGAGGCUGUCGCAUCUGCAAACAGCCAACACAUAACAAAACUGGUCGAGAGACAGAAAAAAUCGUCAAAAAAAUCUUCAAGAAAAAGAGUGCCACCUGUUAGAAGGAGUAAUUCUAUGUGGCAACCACCACGGUAUAGGGGCCCUCCUCCAAAAUUAGUACAUAAACCAAGGCAAAGCCUUAUCCAACUUGCAGCAUUGCCACCACAAAAUACAAAGUUGUUUAUGACAUUAGGUGUUGGGAGAGAAAUUCAGAAUCGAAAACCAUCCCUGAAAUUUCCUACAAAUUUAAAAAGCAAUCAUAAUAGCAAUUCAACAACUUUAGUGAAACCACAACAGAAACAAACCAAUGGAAAGUCGUCCACUCCUUUUAUUUUCUCAAACCAAGCAAAAAUAGAUUGCCGGCCUCAAAGUGAAAGUAAAUCACCGUUAUUAGAUGAUCUGGGCUGUCAAACUCAAUUAGAUGUAAAUAAAGGUUCUUUGAAAGUUGAGGUCUCGUUACCAACUCCAAAAGUCCAAAUUAAUCUAGAUUCUGAAUCCUUUAAAACCCAGACUAGAAGCUCUGCUCAACAAAGGUUGACAGCAGAGAAGAAAAAAGAUACCACAAAGAUGAAUUAUCCUUCACACAAAGCCAAAAAGAAUACUCAAAAUGCAUCAAAGUACAGCCAGUCGUUUUCUCUGGUCACAGUUCCGACAAAUUUCGACGACAAAUCAUACGUAAACAGGCUCAUUGCUUAUGCACAUAAGAACUCGUGGCCUACUCCAGAAUUUUACGUUUUGAACAGAAAGACUGUUGAAGGUACUAGCAAGGUCAUUUGCAGGACAAGUAUUAUCUGCUGUCCAGUUGGCGAAUCACUGGUGCGGGAGUGUUACGAGUACUCAACUUAUCCGAAUGAGUUUUCCGACACGAAAGAGGCGUUGGAGUAUGUCGCCGCAAAGGCGUAUAACAGCCUGUUGACAAAAAAUGCCAUUCAGCUCCCCGAGACUCAAGACCACCGAAUUAUAAUUGACAGAAUAGCACAAAUUGUGAGCGGACGUAAUUACGGCGUAUGGGCAUUCCAAAUAAUAGCUGACUACGAAACGCUGUAUGGUGAAUCUCUUCCGAUCGCGUUAGCCGACAUACUGAAGAAUAGCGGUGUCUUAGAAGUUACAAAAUUGUCCGACGCCCAGUUUAUCGUCUAUGAUAAAGUCCACGAAUCAAAGAAACCAAAACAAGAAGUACAACUUUUACCACAAUUAGUUCUCCCCGAAGAAGAAAUCUGGGAAGUAUUUGUUACCAGGGUGUGCAGUAUGAAUCGAAUUGUGAUUCGAUUGAUUGGACCGGAGUAUUCAGCGCAGUAUGAGAACCUAGCGACUGAGAUGGAAGCGUUCUACAUGACCCGGCAUCUUCCACCUACGAACAUACUCGAAGUCGGCAGAUACUACAUACACAUAGACUCCGAGACUUGCUCGCGUGUUAUGCUUAUGGAGAUGCUAAGUGAGGACCGACCCAGGGUUUUAUUCAUAGACCAUGGUGACUCGGAAAUUGUUGCAAGAUCUUCCCUUCAUGUUAUUAAAAGUGACUAUCUUAAUCUACCAGGACAGGCCAUUGAGGUUUAUUUAGCUGAUUUGGAACAAUAUGUGUUUAAAGAUCCUCCCUACAAAUAUUCGACAAUAGAAGAUAUUAUUGGGAAAUCGUAUGUCGCUGUAGUUACUUCUCGCUAUCCCAUUUCAAUUAUCUUGAACGAUACUUCAGGCGAUACUGAUAUAAACAUCAACGAACUGGUGCAGAACGAAAUAAAUUCAAGCUUUGCGGCACCUCAGCUUCAUGAAGUUAGUCAAGUUGUUGAAUUGAUUGUGGCCAGUGUCACUUCCGAAGGAGAUGUUUUUGUCAACGUCCCUUCAGAGACGUUCAAUUGUUUACAAGAAAAAUUGGAAAUAAUCGACAACGGUGAUCUAGAAGUAAACGACAUCACAGCGAUUGAUCAGCUCAAUAAUAACUCCAGAGUUUAUUUUGUAAGAGGAGAGAGAGCACAGAGGGUUCUCAUCAGCAAAAUAAUUUCCAUAAAUGAGGUGGAAGUCAAUCUAAUCGAUCUUGGGAUUACAGAACAAGUGAAAAUACAACAACUCUUUUGUGUUCCUGAUUUGAACAACAUAUUUUUGAAUAUCCCUCCUCAGGCGUUGAAAGUAAGGUUGAAUGAUGUCAGUCCGAGCAUAUUAAAGAACAAGAUUGGUUUACUACAAGAACUCCUUCCAAGCUUUUCAAAAGCUAUUGCUAAAGUAGUAAGAGUUGACAAAUUGCCUUACGUUGAACUUUUCAAGAGAUCCUAUCCAGGAAACGCCCUUAUUUCUGUCAACCAAACCAUUGUUUUUGAAGACCAGUUGAAACCAAAUGACAAUUACAUUGCACUGUUGGAGAAGUUGUCCAUUGAAGAUGAAGAAAGUGAUAUUCGAAUGGAAGAAGAAAAGUAUGGUUUGAAACGUCCUUCACUUCCAAAGAUGGGAGAAAGAUAUUUUGAUAUACUCGUGAUUGAUUGCGCCCAUCCGACUAAUUUUACGGUUCAACCUGUAAAAUAUUUACAGGAGUUGAACUUAUUAAUGGACCAAAUGAAGGUAUACUACGAAGUGUAUAAGAAGACGAAUUUUCAAUGGAAAAGCGGUGACCUUUGCGUUGUGCCGAGCAAGCAGGACGACGGGUUUUGGUACAGAGCGUACGUGGUGCAAAUUAUAGACAGCAACCAUGCCUCAGUGAAGUACUUCGAUUACGGCAACAUGGAUGUUUUCCCCAUCUACGCACUCCGAAUACUGGAAGACCAGUUUAAAAAACUGCCUUUUGUCGGACUCAACGCCAAAUUACAAGGGAUUGUCCCAAAACACAAAGACUGGAAUUGGGACGACUGCAUCAGGAUACGAGAUCUCCUAAAUUACAAGAAGUUCUUUUCGGUGAUCAAAGGUAUCAAAACAGACCCGGCCAACACAUUUUCUACGCUCUCACUCGAGAUAAUCGACACUUCAUCCGAAACAGACAUCGACAUCGCGCAUCAGCUCGUCCUGGAGGGAAGGGCUUGCUACGCCUAAAAUCUAGAAACUCAUUGGACACCGGAAAUGUGAACAUUUUUAUAUAAUAUAUUUUAUCAAAAAGUUUUUAAAGGUUUAUAUUUUUUUAACUUUCCAUAAGUAUAAAAGAAGCCAAAGAAUUAUAAUUCUAAGGGCUGUGAUUUAUAAAAGGCUUAUAGUUCAUGUACUGAGUUAAACAUUCAUUUCGCAUUCCUAAAAAAAGAGUCUCGUUAUGAAUUUAUUUGACUUCACAAAAACACUUAAAUAUUUGACACUUUUUAUUUUUAUUAUUAUAUAUUAAGAAAGGGGUAUCUUUUUAUUUAAUAAAGACCUGUAAGUUAUUGAAUUUUCAGUAUUAAAAUGUAUUUAUUUAUACUUGGUUUUUUGAAUAUAAAUAUAUAUUUUUAUUAUUUUUUUGUUGGUGCCAUUUAAAAAUGUGUUAAUUUAACAAUGCUCAUGCUAUUUAAUGAGGUUACAUGUUUUGAAUAAUGUGAAAUAUAAGUUUAUAUUAUUAA